AUGUCUUCAACACCCACAAAAAUCACUCCUUCAAACACUGCCGAAUUGUCUUCCCAUCACUUCAUCGAAGGAAAAUAUCAAGACAUUUAUGAAAAACGAAGACAAAUUCUAUCCAUCCGAUUUAAUCCAAAUUUAACGGAUCAAGAAAAGAGCGAAUAUAUUACGAAUGAAUUGCAAAAUUUAAACAGAUUGGAACAUGAUUUAAUGUUGUUGCAAAAAGAGUCCUUUGAAGUAUUGGAAGAGGAUUUAGAUUUAUUAAGUAUUCGAUUAGUUGUAGGUUUUCCAAAGUAUUACCAAAUCAAUAGUUUUGACUCGGAAGGGAGACUGGUAUCCACUUCAAGCAGCAGAAGAUCAUCUGUUGAUGAUUCCAACCUACCAUCAACAACGAUUGCAACUUCUUCAGAUGCCACCAUCAGUGGUGGAAAUACAUUGAAGCCACCCCUCACUAGAAAUAGAUCCCGAACACUUGAUCAUCCAGGAUUCCCAAAGGCAACCUCGAUUCAUUCAAUGACUCCAAAAGAAUCAUUUCGAUACAGCGAAAACAAGUAUGAGGCUAAGAAGUUGAGAGAGGAGAUUCGUGAACUACGUGCUGAAUUAUUGGUACUAAAGAGAAAAAAGAGAUUGUCGGACAGUGAGGAGGAUCGAACUUUGGAGCUCGAAGACCAAAUCAAGGAUAAAGAAGCAUCCUUUCUCAAGAUGUAA
Messenger RNA from Naegleria lovaniensis, 702 nucleotides. RefSeq lists its product as uncharacterized. NCBI's taxonomy places the organism in Eukaryota, Heterolobosea, Eutetramitea, Acrasida, Naegleriidae. The coding region runs from base 1 to 702 and encodes 233 amino acids. The record is from RefSeq and is a predicted model, not a curated record. The transcript has a single exon.